Laccaria bicolor S238N-H82 is the source of this 185-nucleotide messenger RNA. RefSeq lists its product as uncharacterized. Lineage: Eukaryota; Fungi; Basidiomycota; Agaricomycetes; Agaricales; Hydnangiaceae. The record is from RefSeq and is a predicted model, not a curated record. The transcript has a single exon. Bases 1 to 174 code for a protein of 57 amino acids.
AUGGCAAGGAAAACGAAGAUAAUAAACCAUAAAGAUGGAGAACAAUCCAGCAGAGAUCGAAUAAUUACCACUCCCCGACCCACUCCCCUCCACUGGCAAGGGAGGAAAAGACGCCCUGCGCUGGAUGAGCUUGUCAGCGAAACGUUGAACAGUACUCCCUGGGGUGCCUGUUGAAUUCCCGCUCA